Messenger RNA from Phodopus roborovskii (desert hamster), 578 nucleotides. RefSeq names its product fatty acid-binding protein, intestinal. Gene Ontology annotation, molecular function: fatty acid binding. NCBI's taxonomy places the organism in Eukaryota, Metazoa, Chordata, Mammalia, Rodentia, Cricetidae. The transcript has 4 exons. Gene Ontology annotation, biological process: fatty acid transport. Gene Ontology annotation, cellular component: cytosol; nucleus. Bases 37 to 435 code for a protein of 132 amino acids. The record is from RefSeq and is a predicted model, not a curated record.
AUCUCUGCUUUCCCAGAGGCACACACAGCUGAGAUCAUGGCAUUUGAUGGUACUUGGAAAGUAGACCGGAAUGAGAACUAUGAAAAGUUCAUGGAGAAAAUGGGCAUUAAUGUGGUGAAAAGGAAGCUUGCAGCUCAUGACAAUUUGAAACUGACCAUCAAACAAGAAGGAAAUAAAUUCACUAUUAAAGAAUCAUGCAGGUUUCGAAACAUUGAUGUUGUGUUUGAACUUGGUGUUGAAUUCAACUAUACUCUAGCAGAUGGAACUGAACUCAAUGGGACCUGGAGCCUUGAAGGAAAUAAACUUACUGCAAAAUUCAAACGUGUAGACAAUGGAAAGGAGCUGAUUGAUAUCUGUGAAAUUUCUGGUAGUGAAUUAAUCCAGACCUACAUAUAUGAAGGGGUCGAAGCCAAGAGGAUCUUUAAGAAAGAAUGAGCAAGCUUCUUGAAGACCAGAGCAACCCUGAAGAGCUAAAGCUGUUAUCAGACUCCUCUCUCCAUCAUGCUAAUGCCAGGCAGGUUCAUCCUUUCAAGAACACUGGCAUAUUCCAGUCUUGUCAAAGCCCAAAACAUAAAAGC